AUGGCAGUGGAGUAUUCAUGUUGUGGUUCACAGUUCUUCAUAAGAAUCGCGAUAUGCAUAAUACUGGUGUUGUUUGCUGGGUUGAUGUCUGGACUCACCCUUGGACUCAUGUCCCUUAGUCUUGUAGAGCUUGAAGUUCUUGCUAAAUCUGGAACUCCAGAAGACCGUAAAUAUGCUGCAAAGAUAUUACCUGUUGUCAGGAAACAACACUUGUUGCUUUGUACCCUCUUAAUAUGCAAUGCAGCUGCCAUGGAGGCCCUUCCAAUAUUUCUUGACAGUUUGAUUACAGCUUGGGGUGCUGUUCUUCUUUCUGUGACUCUGAUACUCUUGUUUGGUGAGAUUAUCCCACAAGCUGUUUGCUCGCGGUAUGGCUUGGCAAUUGGUGCUGCUGUUGCUCCUCUUGUACGAGUUCUAGUCUGGAUUAGUUUCCCCGUUGCGUAUCCAAUAAGCAAGGUGACACAACCUUAUCAAACAAAUCAUCCACAUUUCUCUUUAUCUGAUUUUUCUCACAGAAAACACAAAUGUUUUGGAUUCUACACUGAUCCUUUCCUCGAUCUUUCUCUACUUUACCAGCUACUAGACCUUAUGUUGGGAAAAGAACACAAAGCAUUGUUUCGGCGAUCUGAACUGAAAACUCUAGUUGACUUGCAUGGAAAUGAGGCAGGAAAAGGAGGAGAACUUACCCAUGAUGAGACUACUAUUAUUGCCGGGGCUCUUGAACUCACAGAAAAAACAGCAAGGAAUGCUAUGACUCCAAUAGCAGAAAUUUUUGCCAUUGAUAUUGAUUCUAAACUUGACAGGAAUUUGAUGAAAUUGAUAUUGGAUAAAGGACAUAGCAGGGUUCCAGUUUAUUAUGAAAAUCCAACAAACAUUAUAGGCCUAAUCCUGGUGAAGAAUUUGCUAACUAUCAACCCAGGAGAUGAGGUGCCAGUAAAGAAUGUCACUAUUCGCAAAAUCCCAAGGGUUUCGGAGAACAUGCCUUUAUAUGACAUACUUAAUGAAUUUGAAAAAGGCCGCAGUCAUAUGGCUGUUGUCGUAAGAAAAGGGGACUCAGAACUGUCAACCAGCAAACAUCCACAGGAAGAGCCUUUGAGAGAGGUUAGAGUAGAGAUGGAUGGCAAACAACAGUCCCAAGAAAGGCAAUUGAGAAGCAACACAUCACUGAGGAAAUUGAAGAGCUUUCCACAGACUACCCAAGAGCUUCUAAGAGAAACUUCAAAAGGCAAAAAGAGGUCAAAAAAUGUGGAAUCAGAAAUUUUAGACAUCACAGAGAAACAACUUUCUGAACCCCCACAAAAUGGAGAAGCUAUUGGCAUAAUCACAAUGGAAGAUGUCAUUGAAGAACUGCUACAGGAGGAAAUAUACGAUGAAACUGAUUACAGACACGAGAAUUGAUAACACGGGUUCAGGUGGUAACAUAGCCUUUU
Molecule: messenger RNA, 1427 nt
Organism: Spinacia oleracea (spinach)
Lineage: Eukaryota; Viridiplantae; Streptophyta; Magnoliopsida; Caryophyllales; Amaranthaceae
Product: DUF21 domain-containing protein At2g14520
Exons: 10
Coding region: 1-1395 (464 amino acids)
Biological process (GO): intracellular manganese ion homeostasis; magnesium ion homeostasis
Cellular component (GO): cytoplasm
Source: RefSeq, a predicted model, not a curated record